CUCUGGACGAAGACCAGAUAACAGAGUAGCGAACAAUGAGGAUUUCGGUGAGUAUACUAGUGGUUGUGGCAUUGUCCAUGCUGGUGAGUUUUGCCGCCAGCAAGGAAGAUGUCAAAAAAGAGGUAGAGCCCUCACCAUCUGCCGACACAGCAGUGGAUGACAGUAAGAUCGAGAAGAAACAGGAGAAACGAGGACUCUACCAUUCAGAGGGUGACUACGGAGGUGGCUACGAUGGUCUCUUCGUCAGCCACGACUCCUCCAACUUCGGAGGUCACUCAAGCUACGGUGGUGAAUCGAGUUUCGGCGGACAUUCCGGUGGUCUCGAAGAUCACCAUCACGAGGCCAAGAUCAAGGAAAUAACCAUAGUGAAGAACAUCAAAGUUCCGUAUCCAGUUGAGAAGAAGGUUCACUAUCCAGUGGAAAAAGAAGUGCCUUAUCCAGUCAAGGUACACGUGCCCCAGCCCUAUCCAGUGGAGAAGAAGAUUCCAGUACCGGUAAAAGUUUACGUCAAGGUACCUGUGCACAUACCAGCUCCUUAUCCAGUUGAGAAAAAAGUGCUUUAUCCGGUGCACGUGCCAGUGGACAGGCCUGUACCUCACAAGGUUUAUAUACCAGCGCCUUAUCCAGUUGAGAAAAAGGUUCAUUAUCCAGUUAAAGUGCCUGUGCCACAGCCAUUCCCAGUGGAGAAGAAGGUGCCUUAUGCCGUCAAAGUACCGGUUCACGUACCCCAACCUUAUCCAGUUGAGAAAGCCGUGCCCUAUCCGGUAAAGGUACCUAUUGACAGGCCCUACCCAGUUCACGUUAUCAAGCCCUAUCCCGUACCUGUAGAGAAACACGUGCCCUAUCCUGUCGACAAGCCUGUCCCCUAUCCUGUCAAAGUUCACAUUGACAGGCCUGUACCCUAUCCCGUUGAGAAGCCCGUUCCAUAUCCCGUCAAGGUUCCCGUACCUGCACCCUAUCCCGUGGAAAAAGCUGUGCCCGUACCUGUUGAAAAACCCGUACCCUAUGCCGUCAAAGUCCCCGUAGAGAGACCAGUUCCUGUUCACAUCACCAAACACGUGCCCUAUCCCGUUGCCAAACCCGUACCUUAUCCCGUCAAAGUACCUGUACCCUAUCAUGUACAUCAUCAUGAGCAUCACGAGCCUGAACACCACGACUUCUCCGGUGGUGAUUACUCCGGGGGAGAGCACGGCGGCGAGAUCGAGUCCCACGGAUACUAAAGGGAAUCGUUGAUUUUGAUCUAUUUUUAAGUAGAUACUAAUGGAAAUUAUUUUGAUUGUUCUUUCAUCAUUCUUUCAAUGUGAGUGGAAUCCAAGGUGGAGUUGAAUCAUCAAUUCCGAUGAAUCACAAGAUUCAAGGAUCACAAUUGUGAUCAUGUGGUACCUUAUUAGAUAUCUCUCUGCACAAUUCAGGUAAAUCAAUGAAAAUUUAUCUUGCAGACAAUGGUAAUUGCCGCAACCGCAGUGAUUAUUCUGUUUUUUGUAUAUUUUUACCAGAUUUUUUAUUAAUAAAAAACCAAAGAUGGCA
This is a messenger RNA of Fopius arisanus, 1527 nucleotides long. Its product is annotated as proline-rich protein 4. NCBI's taxonomy places the organism in Eukaryota, Metazoa, Arthropoda, Insecta, Hymenoptera, Braconidae. The record is from RefSeq and is a predicted model, not a curated record. The transcript has 2 exons. Bases 36 to 1220 code for a protein of 394 amino acids.